AUGGAGUGCUCUGAAAGAGAUUGUUACCAGAUCUCUCCGGUGUACUGGACGGAGAGCGAGGUGAGUCGUUGGCUGCAAAGCCGUGGCUUGCCGCUUCCAAUCACCAACGCCUUUGAGGAUCACUUAGUGAACGGCUUGGUGGCGAUCGACCUCAACGAUGAGGACCUCUUGUCCAUGGGCGUUGACAACGUGCUGCACCGGCGCCGAGCCCUGAUGGAGUUGCGGCAACUGUUUGGCUGGAAGGUUUGGGAUGACACGGUGAAGUCCAUCGACCCAGACCUCCUGACGACCACCGCCAGCGGCGCGCUCCGGCCCCCAGCGCCACCGCCGGUGCCGCCGGCUGAAGGAGCGCCGGAGCCGCGGCGCGCACGGCCGAAGUCGCCGUACUUGGUGAAGCUGCGGCGGGCACGGCCGACGACGCCGCAGAAGGUCGCCGCCCAUCCGGAGGCUCCCACCCUGUCCGCGCGCGCCCGCCGAGCUGCGGCGGCGUCGCUCGUGGGACCCUUGGGGGCGGAUUUCGAGGCAGCGCUGUUGCGUGCGCUGCCUGUGGCAAUUGAAAAGCUUGGUUCACCCCGCUUGAGGCUUCCGGCAUGUCGGAGGUAG
Molecule: messenger RNA, 603 nt
Organism: Durusdinium trenchii
Lineage: Eukaryota; Dinophyceae; Suessiales; Symbiodiniaceae
Source: the annotation of a GenBank genome assembly